AUGGCUGCCGGGACGAUCUGGUUACCCAGCAACAGCACAGCUGCUUCCGACGCUUUUAGAGCCUCAACCUUCCGCGUUAAAGAAAGCAGCCCACAAAGCAAGCGUUGCAGCGCCGAAGCCACCUCACCCCCACAAGGAGAAUGCUGCGCGUGUGACCAAAUAGCGAGGACUUACGUUGCUAGAGACAAGCCCCGACGCUACCACAAGCCUCCCUCUCUUCGCACCGCCCAGCCUCCCAAGAACCCCCCCCCCGCUUCAAACGGUCACGAAGCACAAAUUCCACGCGACCUCGACUUGAAAUAA
Messenger RNA from Podarcis lilfordi (Lilford's wall lizard), 303 nucleotides. NCBI's taxonomy places the organism in Eukaryota, Metazoa, Chordata, Lepidosauria, Squamata, Lacertidae. The record is from the annotation of a GenBank genome assembly.